This is a messenger RNA of Mugil cephalus (flathead mullet), 1797 nucleotides long. RefSeq names its product multivesicular body subunit 12A (gene mvb12a). Gene Ontology annotation, biological process: endosome to lysosome transport via multivesicular body sorting pathway; viral budding; receptor catabolic process. The transcript has 10 exons. Lineage: Eukaryota; Metazoa; Chordata; Actinopteri; Mugiliformes; Mugilidae. The record is from RefSeq and is a predicted model, not a curated record. Gene Ontology annotation, cellular component: ESCRT I complex; cytosol. Bases 129 to 989 code for a protein of 286 amino acids.
GAGUCAGACUGGAUCCAUUACUUCCUGCUUUUACGAGGAAGACCAAGAAAUUUCGGUCAAUAACGAAGAAGUUGUUCAGCUUACGAACAUCAACACCCCAGAAGGACAGAAGUGCUCGCAGAGACGGGAUGUCCGUGAUGGAGAAUGCGAUAGUCCGUCCAGUGACUGGAGUGGCCUGGACGUCCAACACCAGCACCUGCCCCAAAGACUUCAUCCUGAUCAGCAUCACAGAAGAUGGAACGGCAGCAAACUUUACACGCAGCUUCGCGAUGAAGGCUGGAUAUUACCUCUGUUACUGCAAGGACCUGGCUGGAGGAAUGGUUGUGACUGACAUUCAGAUUAUUUCAGACAAGGACUCCAUCCCUCACGGUUACUGCUUUAUCCCGGAGCACCUUGAACCGAAAGCCACUGUUUCGAAGAAAAAACGCGUGUGCGUGCGCGUCGCUCCAGUGGGCAGCGUGGACACAGCUGUGUUGGACAUCAAACUGACAGCCAAAAGCAAAAUGAUGCUGCAGCAUUACACAUACGUCGGAGACAUCAAUGGCUAUGUGCUGUGGUGCAGAAAGGGGCAUUUUACCAGCCCCACGCCACAAGCCAAGCCCCGCCGUGUCAGCCUGGACAUGCGCACACUGUCUCUGGAGCAGCCGUCUGCUCCUCUGCCCCUCAGACCCAGCAACCCUCCUCCAGUCCCACCAGUGCCAAAUAGCAGACUGAGCAAUAGACGCUGCAACCUCCACACCAAGGACACUACUGACAACAGCAUCCAGGGAAUAACAGCUCUAGAUGGAGUUCCCUUUAGCCUGCACCCGAAAUAUGAUUUCCAGGCAAAUGAGACGGCUCCUCAGCUCAACUCUCAACUAAACAAUAUUCGUAUAAAGUCUCUCCAAGACAUUGAGAAUGAGUACAACUACACCUUUGUUGUGGAGGAAUCUGCUGCCAAGAGGACCAGACCAUCUGUAUCAACAGGAGGUGCCACACCAGCUCAAUGACCUCUACACCUCUACACUUAUCUGUUUCUGUUAUUUAAAUCUGUCCAAAGGGGAAACACCUCAGGUUCGGAUGAAGGACAAUCAUUUACAUUUAGGGUUAUAUUGUGAAGCUUUAAAACAAUACAGGUGGAAAGAAUGUAUUAUAACUAGGCCCAUUAAAAGCUGGACAGUCUGUUCUGUUCUCAUGAUUUCCAACCUCUAGCGUACAAAGUUUUAAUUGGUCAAAGAAAACACUCAUUUGAAUUAGAGUCCCCGUGUAACAUGUCUUUAAAGUUGUUACGGGGUUUAUUAUACAAUGAAGCUAAGCCUGGUGUCUCUGCUUUUACCUUAAUUUAAACUUAAUUUUGAGUACUUCUAUGCUAAAAAUAAAGAUGCACUUUGUGAUUGAAGAUAUGCCCUCCCUGCCUUGGUAUGUUUCCUGAUAUUUUUGACUGUUACUCAUCUUUGAUUUUUCGUAUCUAUAAGGAUUUCUCAUACCGAACUGUAAUAGUAGACCAAAUAGUCUGAUGCAUUUUGCUAACUCAGUAGAUACACUAACAUAUCUAAAUGUAAAAUAUAGUGCAUUAGACAUUUGAAGAUGAUCCUAGUAAUGGUUUGUAUUAUUCCAACCAAAAAAAAUAAUUUAUAUUAUUUGAAGGUGAGUCAAGGGAAGUUGUAUAUUCCUUUGUUUGUUGUGGGAGAGUUUUUUUUUAUUAUUUUUUUUAAAUGAGGCUGAAUAAUCAUCAAACAUUGAUGUCAUCAGUGUCCUGUAGUUUCUAUCGUCUUUAUAACAAUUACUGCACAGAAAAAGUAAAAACCUAAAGAAAAA